AAUCAAUUUAGUCGAAAAAGUAACGAAUAUAUUAUGAAUUACACCGUACUUGUAAUUAAACGUUGGUUUAAAGUAAAACCCCUAUGUUAAUUUGAAUCAAAUCGCUUAGGUAAUUUUUAUGGAAUGUAAGAACACAUGCGGGCUGAUGAUCUCCAAAGCAUGUGAUAACACAACGAUCUAUUCCAAUUCGUGUCCUCUGCAACACACUCAGAAUGGCAACACACAGAUGUCAUGCUUUAUGGUGAUUUUUUGUUUCUUCGACGAAAAACCGGAAAUUUCGGAUGAGUUCGUUAGCGAUAAGGUUUAAAAAAUCAGAAUACAAAUUAACCGUUGGAUUUUUUCUUGGUCUGAAGUUUUAGCUCUACUGGACGCGAUGUGAGAUUCAAGGUGUACGAGUUUUUUGUUAAAGUAAAUUUCGACCAUAGAACCAUUCCGUGGUGGGAUAAACGUGAUUCGAAACGUUCUUUCGCUUUUUUAAGUAUUCUAUUUUUUUUCAUUCUAGUUUUUGUAUUCUCUUUUUAGUGUGAUACCCUUAUCGUUCUUUCGUUUCAUCCUUACUUCUCAAAAUAUUUCUCGAAUAAUGUGUGUUUUUUUAAACAUAACAUUAAUGAUAAAUUAGUGCUGAAGAAUCCAAAUUUUUGAACAUUAAUACACAUGUAAAAUAUUCAUUAAAUAUAAUUUGUAAAGUUUUAAAAUGAUCGUAAUUUACCGUAGCAUAGUAAGUACACGACUCAAAGGCACAUGGCAUUAUGUUUGACUCACAUCUAAUUACCUUAAUUCAGACAAUGAGUAUCAAGUUGUGCUUGUAAUGCAAGAAAGGAUGGCAAUUUACCGUAAUUCAUCCAAUCAUGACGCUGCUUGCGUAUUGUUUUCAAAAAGUUUUCGAUACUGGGUGUUUUACAGAUACAGAUAGUUGCAAACAGAUAUAGAUCGGUUGAAUUUUCCAUAAUUUAUUCAAAUAUAAUACAAACACACACACAAACAUAUAGGGCACGCGAUAAGAACAUUUGCGCUAGAGAAUGUGUUUCACAAACAGCAUGAGAAAAUCUAACCGAACGAGCGUGGUAUAGAACCGGCAGAGAAGCAAAAAAAGAGUUCAUUUUACUACUCCCAACCACUGUUCCACUACUCUCCAGCAACUGUCACCCGUACGCGUCUGUUUAAGUGUGCGUAGUGUGUUACCACCUGUGUGAGCGUGUCGAUUAAAAACCUCGCGAAUCAUUCGGGCCUCCCGAGCACCCUCUACGAUCGCGCGCGCGCGUUCUUUGUGUUGCUCGAGGGGGUUGAUUCUCGCAGUCGAUGGGGUGGUGUGGGUCUUUUCUUUUUUUUUUGGUUGCCAUCCCGGCCAACCCCCACCACAAUCGCAACAUCACACACAUACAUACGCGCGCGCAUUGGACCGCGGUGAGAUGACACCACGCUCCGGUCCGGUGUAGCGCGCGGUUCCCGAUGGAGACGCACUGCGGCGUCGUGUCAGUGUCGAUCGUGUGUCGCACCGUACGACUGUGCAUUCGGCAGCGGAAUUUGCGCUACACGGAAACGGAACCCGAACAUGUGGCCAAUCAUUGUGAGCGGUACGGCGCUGCUGCUGUCGAUCGCAAUCUGGUGGACGGUGGCAAACUUUGGCAGUGCACUGCGGUACGCUGGCAAACUGGGCGGCCCGGUAGCGUACCCGCUGGUGGGCAAUGGGUUUCUGUUUAUCAACAAAACACCAGCCGAAUUCCUGCAACUGCUCGGCCGUCUGAUCGCACAGUACGGCAAAUGUUUGCGUGUUUGGCUCGGUACGCAGCUGAUCGUGCUCAUUACCGAUCCGAAGGACAUCGAGAUCCUUCUGAGCAGCCCAAAGUACAUCGAAAAGUCGAGCGAGUACGACUUUGUGCGGCCAUGGCUGGGCGAAGGUUUGCUGAUCAGCAGCGGGCGCAAAUGGCAGACGCACCGGAAGAUCAUUACCCCAACGUUUCACUUCAAAAUACUGGAAGAGUUUAUGGACAUCUUCGACCAGCAGGGCAACACGUUCGUCGACAUACUGCAUCUGUUUGCCAAGUCGGGCGAAACGUUCGAUGUGUUCCCGCUGGUGACGCUGUGCGCGCUGGACGUGAUAUGUGAAUCAGCCAUGGGCACUAAGGUGAAUGCGCAGAUGAACUCGGAAUCGGAAUACGUGAAGGCAGUUAAAGAGAUUACCAAUCUGAUACAGCUGCGUAUCUACGACUUUGUGAUACGGUACGAGUUCUUCUUCCGCCUGUCGGCCAACCGGCGAAGGCAACGGAAAGCCCUGGCCAUCCUGCACGGGUACACCGACAGUGUGAUCCGAACCAGACGCCAGGAACUGGAGAACGAACGUGGUGCCGGUCAGGAUGACGUGCCGGAGGAGGAUGUGCUUGGCCGUAAGAAGCGUAUGGCCUUUCUGGAUAUGUUGCUCCAGUCGACGGUCGAUGGGCGUCCGCUGAACGAUCUGGAGAUUCGCGAGGAGGUGGACACGUUCAUGUUCGAAGGGCACGAUACGACAACGUCCGCUAUUAGCUUUAUGCUCCACAGUUUGGCCCAAAACCCGGACGUCCAGGAGAAAGCGUUCAACGAGGUGCGCAAUAUCGUUGGCGAUGAUCGCAAACAGCCGGUUACUAUGGCGAUGCUGAACGAUAUGCACUACUUGGAUCUGGUGAUCAAAGAGACGCUUCGGCUGUACCCGUCGGUGCCACUGUUUGGAAGGAAAAUGUUGCAGAAUACGGAAAUUAAUGGUAAAAUAUUCCCCGCCGGCAGCAAUGUGAUAGUGCUGCCGUUCUUUAUGGGCCGCGAUCCGGACUGUUUUGCCAAUCCGGAGAAGUUCGAUCCGGAACGGUUCAACGUCGAGCGGUCGGCCGAGAAGACGAACCCUUACCAGUACAUUCCGUUUAGUGCUGGACCGCGGAACUGCAUUGGGCAGAAGUUUGCCGUAACGGAGCUGAAGAGUUUGGUUAGCAAGGUUUUGCGCAACUACGAGCUGCUUCCACCGGAACAGGUGCGCGAGGAAACGUUCAUUGCGGAGCUAAUCCUUCGCCCGGAGCACGGCAUACCGAUAAGAGUUAAGCAACGGGUAUACGGGCAACGUGCAACGUGCUGCAGCGUAACGCAAACAAAACAAAAAAACCUUACGAGGAUGGUGUACUCCACGCUAGCAGUCCUGCUGGCACUGGGAAGCCUGGCCGCGGUCUAUCUGUACCGGCGGUUUGGCGAGAUGCUGAAGCACACCGGCAAACUCGGUGGUCCACCGGCCUAUCCGAUCCUCGGGAAUGGGUUGAUGUUUCUCAACAAAUCGCCCGCUGAUUUUCUACGGAUCAUUGGGGAGUUGUUACAGCGGUACGGGGACUGCUUUCGCGUUUGGCUCGGUACCCAGCUGGUGAUCGUGAUGGGCGAUCCAAAGGAUAUUGAGGUACUGCUAAGCAGCCCGAAGUAUAUCGACAAAUCGACCGAGUACGACUUCAUCCGACCCUGGCUGGGCGAGGGUUUGCUCACAAGCCGUGGCCGCAAAUGGCACACCCACCGGAAGGUGAUCACGCCGACGUUUCACUUCAAAAUACUGGAACAGUUUGUGGAGAUAUUCGAUCGGCAGAGCAGCACGUUCAUCAAGGUGCUGGAACCGUUUGCCGCGUCGGGCAAAUCGUUCGACAUCUUCCCGCAGGUGACACUGUGCGCGUUGGAUGUGAUAUGUGAGUCAGCUAUGGGAACGAAGGUGAAUGCACAGAUCAACUCUACUUCCGACUAUGUGCUAGCAGUAAAGGAGAUCACGAAUCUCAUUCAGCUGAGAUUUUACGAUUUUCUCAUCCGGUAUGACAUUUUCUUCCGCCUAUCCGCGAACGCUCGCAAGCAAAGAAAGGUGCUGCAGGUGCUGCACAGCUACACGGAUAGUGUGAUCAAGGGCCGGCGUCAGCAGCUCGCAAGCAUACAGCAAAGUGGUGAACAGGAAGAGGCAAGCGAUCAGGAUCUGGGCAUCAAGAAGCGUAUGGCCUUUCUGGACAUGCUGCUCCAGUCGACGAUCGAUGGCCGCCCGCUGACCAAUCUCGAGAUACGCGAGGAGGUGGACACGUUCAUGUUCGAGGGGCACGAUACGACGACGUCUGCGAUAAGCUUUUUGCUGCACAGUUUGGCCCAAAACCCAACCAUACAGGAGAAAGUGUUUGACGAGGUGAGGAACGUGGUGGGCGAUGAUCGUACGCGUCCGGUCACCAUGGCGAUGCUGAACGAUAUGCACUAUCUGGAUCUGGUGAUCAAGGAGACGCUUCGGCUGUACCCGUCGGUGCCAAUGAUUGGCAGGAAGAUGCAGCAAACGGCCGAAAUCAAUGGAAAGAUCAUCCCAGCCGGUGCCAACCUGAUUAUUAUGCCAUUCUUUCUCGGCCGUGAGGCACGCUACUUCCCCGAGCCGGAGAAGUUCGAUCCGGAACGGUUCAACGUGGAACGAUCGGCCGAGAAGACGAACCCUUACCAGUACAUUCCGUUCAGUGCUGGACCGCGGAACUGCAUCGGGCAGAAGUUUGCCGUGGCUGAGCUGAAGAGUUUGGUUAGCAAAGUGUUGCGCCAUUACGAGAUUUUACCACCGACCGGGAAGCAGGACGAAUCGUUCAUUGCGGAACUAAUCCUGCGACCGGAGCAUGGUGUGUUUGUGCGGUUGAAGCCACGGGCGUACUAGGGAGGGGAAGACAUAAUCUCCGUAUGUGAUAUGUACAGCUGAGGGAAGUUGUUGAUGUGAUAAAAAAGCUUUUGAUUUGAUUGUUACUGUUGCAUUUUGUGGUGCAAAUAGAGGAAGGGUAAACAUGUUAAUAAAGUUUUAAAAUUCAUUGUUUAUUGUUAUUGUAAAUAAAUAUGGAAAAAUAUCAUUUUUAAUCAAAAAA
Molecule: messenger RNA, 4862 nt
Organism: Anopheles gambiae (African malaria mosquito)
Lineage: Eukaryota; Metazoa; Arthropoda; Insecta; Diptera; Culicidae
Exons: 12
Coding region: 1553-4660 (1035 amino acids)
Molecular function (GO): oxidoreductase activity, acting on paired donors, with incorporation or reduction of molecular oxygen; monooxygenase activity; heme binding
Source: RefSeq, a predicted model, not a curated record